Messenger RNA from Bombus huntii, 1062 nucleotides. It is a transcript of the gene Grx3, whose product is annotated as glutaredoxin-3. The record is from RefSeq and is a predicted model, not a curated record. Bases 140 to 814 code for a protein of 224 amino acids. The transcript has 3 exons. Lineage: Eukaryota; Metazoa; Arthropoda; Insecta; Hymenoptera; Apidae.
CGCAUUUGUGAAUAUAAAACGUUUAUAAGUGCGAUGUUAAAAGUUGCGUAGAAGCUGUCGUAGUGAAUAAACGAAUUUGCAGAAUAUUUCUUGAUAAUAUUAUCGCGUGUUUAUCAAUUACACAAAGUAAAGUGACAGGAUGUCUACCACUAAUCUUAAUUCUGAACAAGAAUACAAGAAUUACGUCAAGUCACAAGAUCUUUCUGUCAUUCAUUUCUACGCAUCCUGGGCCGAUCAGUGUUCGCAAAUAAAUGAUGUGAUCGAAGAAAUGAGCAAACUGGCCGAGUAUCAGGGGGUUAGGUUCGCCAAGAUUGAAGCUGAGAAAAUACCUGAUGUAUCCUUGAAAGCUGGUAUCAGUGCAGUACCAACAGUUGUUCUCACAAGAAAUAACACCAUAGUCGAUAGAAUCGAUGGAGCUAAUCCUGCAGCUAUAACGGAGAAAAUUAAGCGCCAAUUAUUGACCAGUAAAGAUUCUAUUUCCUUUGAUACAUGUAAACCCAAAGAAAAACUCGAAGAAAGACUAAAGAAAUUAAUAAAUCAAGCACCCUGUAUGCUUUUCAUGAAAGGAUCUCCUACCACUCCACGUUGCGGAUUUUCUAGAACAAUAGUCUCUAUUUUAGAUUCUUGUAAGACAGAUUACCAGACAUUUGAUAUUUUACAAGAUAAUGAUGUUAGAGAAGGACUUAAAAAAUUUAGUGAUUGGCCAACAUAUCCUCAAUUAUAUGUGAAUGGAGAACUCAUUGGAGGAUUGGAUAUUGUAAAAGAAAUGAACGAAUCUGGAGAGCUGGAAAGAAUGUUGCCUAAGAAGAGCUAAUGCAAAAGAAACGAUAUAAUUAAGGAUCAUAUAAUUAAUUUCUUUCAAAAAAAAGACCGGUCCCUAUAUUAAUAUAAUUAUUUGUAAGUUAUUUUGUAUCAGUUGUAAGGAUUUCAAUAUUUGUUCUAUGGAAAUAUGCAAUAAAUUAAACCAUCUGUGUAAAAGGAUCUUUUUGUAAGCGCUAAUUUGUAGUCAACAGAUUGCACAAGACAAAUAAAUAGUAAUAUAGGAAUUCUUUUGCUCUAUAA